AUGGCACGAUGGCCAGCACCAAACAAACAGAAGAUGAAUUCUAGAGCUUUGAAAGAGAAUGAUUUGUUGUUGGGCCACUUGCUUUCUCCAAGUUCUGGUUUUGACUUGAUGCAGAAUUGUGACCUACCUCCUCCGUUGAAGGUCUUUUCUGGGUCAGAUAAGACUGUCAUAUCAUCUAUGAAUAGGGCUUUUAGCAUGAUUGGAAGGGAACAAGAUCAUGAUGAUUUCGAUGUGUAUAGAGGUUGUGGUGGUGAGAAUUAUGAGAAGUUGGAGGUUUUGAAGGCAUUAAGGUUGUCACAAACAAGAGCAAGGGAUGCAGAGAGGAAGGCUGCAAGUUUGAUCAAGGAGAGGGAUUGUGUUGCCAAUGCUUUGUUCCACGAUUCCUUUCAGUUAUUUGCUUAUCGCCAAUGGGUGCGGUUGCUUGAGUUUCAAGUUUUGAAGGCACAAGAACAAUGGCAACAGCAAGAAAAGAAAUUGUGUUGUGGUUGUGGCAGAUCAAAGGAGGUGAAAGACCAGUUGGAAGAAGAGGGUUCAGACGAUGAGAGCAGGGAGUAUUGGAUAAAUGUGGCUUUGAAAUUUUUUCUGGGCUUUGUUGGCUUCGGACUCGCAUUUGGUUGCUGUUAUUUGUUAUGA
This is a messenger RNA of Populus nigra (black poplar), 633 nucleotides long. RefSeq lists its product as uncharacterized. The transcript has a single exon. NCBI's taxonomy places the organism in Eukaryota, Viridiplantae, Streptophyta, Magnoliopsida, Malpighiales, Salicaceae. Bases 1 to 633 code for a protein of 210 amino acids. The record is from RefSeq and is a predicted model, not a curated record.